UGUGGUUUUGUUUUACACCAUCAUUAGCGAGAAGAAGAGUCAUUUAUGAUUAGCUACAAGUGUACUACAUCUGCCAUAUGUAGUUCGAUAUUAUUUUGAUACACAGACCCGAACAAGAAGAUAAAAAAUGUCGGAUAUAUUAUGCAGAUGGUUGAAUUCAGAACUGCGGCUGUCAAAAUCCAUCGAACCAAGAUCCGUUUCCAGGGACUUUGCCAAUGGGUAUCUUAUCGGAGAGGUGCUGCACAAAUACCAGCUCCAGGAGGAUUUCGAUCAGUUCCUAAAGAGCAGCACCGCGACCUCCAAGCUGAACAACUUCACCCGCGUAGAGCCCACCCUGCAGCUCCUAGGCGUGCCCUUUGACCUGACGGUGGCUCGGGCGGUGAUGCAGGAGCGACGUGGUGCUGCCACGCAGCUGCUCUACCAGCUCUACAUCCUGCUGCAGAAGAAGAAGAAGAGCGGGGUCACCGGCACCGCCAUGGAAACCAUGCGCCCCGCCGCCACCGGAGUGCUGCACCGCGUGGAGGCCGCCAUCUACUCUGAGCGACUGAAGACGGUGGUGAAGAGAGAGGCAGACCUGAAGCUGCAGAAGAUCGCUCUGCAGUACGAACAGCAAGGUCUGGAGAUGUACGACCGCUCGCUCGCCUCACAGCUGGUGGACGAGCAGAAACGCCAGGCGAUUCAGGAGGAGAUCAGGCUGCAGGACAUUGAGAAGCAUCGCCUGGCUCGCCGGAGGCAGAUGGAGAUCAUGUCUCGUAUCCAGACGGCCGUGGUCCAGAUUCCCCGGCCUCCUCCUAGCCUGUCCUUGAAGGCCCAGGAGAAACGCCAGAAGCAACGUCGGAGGCAGGAAGCCCAGAAGGUCCAGGUGGAGAUCGCCCAGUUUGAGAAGAACAGGAAGAAGCUCUCUCCUGCUAGAGGUGCCACUUCCUCCUUAAGCCCCCAGCAGCAGUUCCUCCUCUCCAGGGAGGGUGCAGGCGGAGGGCAGCAGUCCCAGGCAGGCAGGCCCUCGGUGGGGCUCGCGGCCCAGGCCACCAGCCAGUACAUCCAGGAGAUCCGGCGUAGGCUGGAGGAGGACGCGUCGGCACGGCAACAGAGGGAGAGGAGACGCAGCAAGGUCCUGGUGGAACAGCUGAGCGCCCACGAGGCCCAGGAGGAGGCGCUGCGUGAGGAGCAGCUGGUGGAGCGACUGACGCGUCAGUCCCAGCAGGAGCGCCGCCUCGCAGUGCAGCUCAUGCAGCUGCGCUCCCAGAAGGAGGUUCUGCGGCAGAACCGCGUGUUCCGCGAGCAGCAGCACCAGGAGCAGAGGGAGAGGGACUUCCAGGAGGCGCUGGAGAGGGAGGCGGCCCUGGCCAGGCAGGCUGUUCUGGACUACGCUGAGGAGAACCGCAGGGAGAUCGAGCUCCACGAUAGGAUGGCGGCCCAGAGGGCGGAGUCACGCUACAGGAAGCACUUCGUCAUCUGCCAGGAAGUGCUGCAGCAGGUUGUGGACCUGGCGACCAAGGUUGGCGAGUACCGUCUCCUCACAGGAAAUCUGAUCCCAGCCAAGCUGAUGAGUGAGUGGAAGGAGCUGCUGUUCUGUGGGAAGCCUCUCUACCCAGCCACCCAGGACCUGAACACCUCUGACCCCCUGCUGACCUCUGACCCCCCGCUGACCUCUGACCCCAGCCCACAGCUGCUGCUGGAGAUGGAGAAGAUACACAUCCUCAACCAGCAGGACUACGAUGAGUACACGACCAUGACAGGGGAGUGGGCGUGGCCCGAGGUUGCCGGGGAGCCCAAGGCCCCGCCCCCCAACAACAACAUCCUGGGUCAUGUGGUCAUGCGGCUGACCAGCAUGGUGUGCCCGCCCGCCCCCCCCGCCCCGCCCCCCUCCUGCGGCCCCCGCCACCCCCUCAGAGCCUGUGUGCUGGGGAAACUCUUCUCUGGGAAGACCACCUGUCUGAAACACAUCGCUCAAGUCCAUGACGUCCACAUCCUGUCGGCCAACAAUCUGGUGCAGGAAGCUCUUAUGGCGUAUCGGACUGGCGAGAUGCAGACAGGAAGUGAGUUGUCGGCGUUGGCCCAGCAGGGCGGGGCAGUGGAACGGGUCCUGAGGAAGGGCAAAGCCGUCCCUGACGAGCUCCUCAUUGACAUUGUAGCACACGCCAUCAAGGGGGUGCCAGCGGACGUGGGCUGGGUCCUGGACGGGGUGCCGGUCAGCGUGGCCCAGGCCAGGCUGCUGGAGGCGGCCUUGGGCGGAGCAGCCCUGGGCGGAGCAGACUCUCUGGACAAGGACAAGAAGAAGAAGAAGCCCCCCAGCCUGGCACUCGAACCCAAUGCACCCAAAGACCCGCCCCCUCCCACCCCCGUCCUGGACCUGGUGCUGCUAUUGGACGUGUCGGACGACCAGAUCCUGAAGCGUGCCGCCAGACAGGCCUGUGAGGAGGAGAGCAGGGAUCGCCUGGGAGGUGAUGCCCCAAAAGACCCUGCUGAGAGCCCCAGACAGGCCCAGGCCGAGCCCCAGGCCCAGGCCCGGGCCCAGCCCCUCACCAUCAGGGACAAGAGCCUGGAGAAAAAGCAGAUUCAACACAGGAUCACAUCCUUCCAGGACACCUGGCCCAAGCUGGAGAAGUGGUUCUCUGGGAAGCAAAGCAUUCUAGUCCGCAUCGACGCCGAGCUAGAGGAGAGGGAGCUCUUUAGGAGGGUGGAGGCUGUGCUGUUCAAACGCCCGACCCAACCUGAGAACGUGGAGGAUGUGGGGUUAGAUGGUGAGAAGACUUCAGAUGCCUCCUCCACCCAGCUACACCUCCGGCCACAAGAGGGCACCCCAAACAGCUCCUCCACUCAGCUCCACCCCCAGCCACAGGAGGACCCGCUAGACGGCUCCUCCACCCAGCUGCAACUCCACCCCCAGCCACAAGAGGGCGCUACAGAGUCGAGCGAAUCCACGGUGGCCGUGAAGAAAUCCACCUCACGUUCCCCCAAAGGAGGUGCCAGGAAGUUGUCCGUGACGAGUUCCUGUGGGGGUAAGGCCAGCCCCUCGGAGCCCCCCAGCUCUGCUGACUGGGUCUACGUAGACGAACCCCUACCUGAGGAGACCCCCCACUUCCUGGUUCCCCACUGGGAGAACGUGUGCGAGGCGUACGUGUCCAACAUCAAGACGGUGAUGCAGAACCUGCGCCGAGAACGUAUCGUCAUCAUACACCACCUGUUCAACAUCAGAGAGGAGUACAAGCAGUUCCUGUGUCGUCCUGACCUGAAGCAGGAGUUUGUUAGCCAGUGGCAGCAGGACUUCAACAGCCUUCCUGACGACAUGAGACCUGACGAGGAGACCAAGGCUGAGCUGCAUCAGCGCCUCGACGAUCUCCUAGAGCGCCUGUGGGACAUCUGUGACCGCCGCCGGGAGGAGGCGGGGCAGGAGAGGGCGGUCGUCAUGGGCGACGGUUGGCUUGACGACCACACGGGCAUCCUGAUCAACCACUACUCCACCCUGAUGCAGGUGGAGGUGGACAGGUUCCAGGACUCGGUGUUCCUGCUCAGGGACUACUACGCUGGCAUGUACCAAGACGUGCUGCCUGACACCGGGCCAGACUUCACCUGCCUCCCUCUUCUGGAUCUGGCUGAGCUGGAGGAGUCUGACAGCGCUGAGAGAGGCUCCAAGAGCGCCGGGAGCAAGAAGGAGCACGAAGGAGAGGAGAAGAAGAAAACACAAGUGGUGCCCCUGAUCUCCCGGAGGCCCCUCUCUACAGAGAGCUCGUCCAGGCAGAGGAACGCCCACGACCCUGAGGACAAGACCCUGCAGCACAUCUACAGCACCGCCCUCGCUGCCAUCAACAACAUCGUGUGUGUGGAGGCGCAGCAGCGCGAGGUGGAGGAGGGAGAGGAGGUGCAGAGGCAGCAGGAGAGAGAGAGGCUCCAGAGGCCGUCCCAGGCCUCCGCCCUCCCGCCAGACGGAGACAAGGACAAGAAGAAGACAGGGAAGAAGAAAGGCCCCCCCUCCCCGGUAGAGGAGCCCAGCCCCCCCCCUGCCCCUCUGUUGAAGGGGGAGUCGGAGGUGAUGCUACGGCUAGCGCUGAGGGCCAGGAUCAGACAAGAGUAUGCAGCCGCACUGCAACACGAAGAAGCAGCAGUGAAGGUGCGUGUGGAUCUGAUUCGUGCGUGUGCUCUCGUGGUGCUACGGAGCCUGCAGAAGGGGGCGGAGCAAGCCUUCAAGGCUAUGCAGGAUUGGCUUGGAGCCCGCUUCCUGUCUGAGAUGACCAGCAUCGACCAGCUGGCGGAGGUUGUCCGUCACCAGAUCGAGGCGGGCUCGCCGCUGCCUAAUGAGCUGGUGCUGGAGAAAACAGACUUCUGGGUGGACGGAGACCUGCGCGUGGUGGCCAGUCCCCCGCCGCCCCCCCAGCCGGCCCCCCUAGAGGAGCCCCUGGACGGCAGCCUGAGUCUGAGGCAGCUACACGCCCUGCUGCAUCAGCUGCAGCAGGUGGCGCCCUCAGGUGUGGUGUCUGGGGAGCAGUUCUCUGAGGUGCUCCAGGACCUCACCUGUCUGGACCUGGGAGGGGACGCCCUGCCAGAGCCCUGGAUGCUGCUGUCCCAGCCCCAGCUAGCUGAGCUGGUCUCCAUGGUAACCCAGAACAGCGCUAUGCUGGACUGGCGCCAGUUCCUGCUAAGCUCCGCCCUGCCCUGGCCCCGCCCCUCGCUGGCCCAGCUCCUGGACACCCUGCAGCGCUUCAAGAUGGCUGACGCCCAGGGCACGGGAUACGUCAUGGAGGAGCGCUACCUGCAGACUGACCUGUGGUUCCCUGCUGUGCGCUCCCUGCCCGCCCCUGAAGACCAGUCAGAACCGUUACCUUACAACCGCCUGGCCCACCUGCACAAGUUCUUCUUCCGGCUGUUCUCGGACGGCUCGUCCACCCCUCCCCGUCUGGACUACGUCAGGAUGCUGCUGUACAUGUCCGCCCACCCAGACCCCCCCCAGGGCUUCACCAGGGCGCUCAGCGUGGUGCUGGGCCGGGCCCUGCCCCACCCCUCCUUCUCCAGGCUGCUCAAGUCAGUACCUUGCCUGGAGGAAGGAGUGAGCGAGGCAGUGGAGGAGGAGGAGGAGGAGGAGGGCGAGGUGGGCGUGUCCGUCGGGGCGCUGCUCAGGGUGGUGUGUCACGGGGCAGGCCGCGCCGCGCGGUACAGCCGCUUCCAGCCCCGUCUGCUCAGCCCUGAGGAGGAGCACCGGGAGGAGCUGGUGAGGGUUUUCAGAGAUCUGGGCCUCCAGCCUGAUGCAGAGGCUCCCUUCUCCCUCCUAUCCCAGCAUCCUCUGCUGCAGGACCUCAUGGAGUCUGCCACGCAGCACCAGCUCAUAGACAUCCCCAGACUGCUCCAGGGGGGGCAGUAGAGAGCAGCAGACCCUCUCACACGCUGACCCUGGGAGAACGCCCCAAACCACCACACCCUACCCCACACAAUCCCUCACCUUAGCCCACACCUACCCCACCACUACCCCACCCCACCCUACCCCACACAAUCACUCACCUUAGCCCACACCUACCCCACUCGAUUCAAUACUAAUUACGUUUAGAAAUCAAUAAUCAACUCGCUCAAGUUGCUUAGAAAAGU
This is a messenger RNA of Osmerus eperlanus (European smelt), 5577 nucleotides long. RefSeq names its product sperm flagellar 2 (gene spef2). The record is from RefSeq and is a predicted model, not a curated record. The coding region runs from base 128 to 5356 and encodes 1742 amino acids. Gene Ontology annotation, biological process: sperm axoneme assembly. Gene Ontology annotation, cellular component: sperm midpiece; manchette. NCBI's taxonomy places the organism in Eukaryota, Metazoa, Chordata, Actinopteri, Osmeriformes, Osmeridae. The transcript is spliced from 35 exons. Gene Ontology annotation, molecular function: protein binding.